Molecule: messenger RNA, 1281 nt
Organism: Penicillium vulpinum
Lineage: Eukaryota; Fungi; Ascomycota; Eurotiomycetes; Eurotiales; Aspergillaceae
Exons: 1
Coding region: 1-1281 (426 amino acids)
Source: RefSeq, a predicted model, not a curated record
AUGGCUGCUGUAGUACCAUCAAAAGGCGGCGCUGCCACUGCUGCCACUGUUGUCACUGGUGUUGGUUCUACUCCGUCCGUUCCCGGUGCCGCGGAAACUGCUGCACAGACUUCCCCAUCCAUUGAGACCAGUGGAACAACUCCUGCUCAGCCUGCCACCUCUUCCGCCGAAACGACCUCUUCGCCUCCGCCUCCGCCUCCGACCACGUCCACUACAAGUCAACCGACUACCAGUAGCACUACGAGCAGUACUAGUACUACGCCCACGCCGGAGCCUACCACGCCGACCCCCGAGCCUACGUCCGCUCCGUCGUCCACUUCUUCGACCUCCACUUCAACUUCUUCCACCUCUUCCACUUCUUCUACUACGACCGCGCCACACACCACUUCAACUGCCGAGAAGACAACCUUUUCCUCGACCGAUGGAACUACCGUGGUUAUUAUCACCUCCACCAAAGCAGUGGCUGUUGACCCCGGUGCCACGUCUAUCAGCGCAACCGAUUCAGCCGCGCUCGCAACCUCCACCGAUGCAGCAGCCUCUGGUGGCGGCGGUCUUUCUCCUAGCGGCACAAUCGCUGUCGCAGUCGUUGUCCCGGUUGUCGGAGUGGCAUUGAUCAUCCUGGCACUGCUCUUCUUCUGGCGUAAGCGCAAGGCGAACAAGGCCGCAGAGGAGGAGCGUCGCAAGGAAGUAGAGGAAUACGGAUUCAACCCAAACAACGACCCUACCCUCCCCGCUAUGGGAGGCGUCGUGAUGCCCAAGGACAACGAAUCCUCCGGCUACCGCGGCUGGGGAACCACCUCUGCCGGCCGCAAGACAUCCACCAACAUGUCGAGUGGAAUGGGCGGCCUAGCCAUGUCGGAAGGAAGCGGCCCCGGUUAUCACCACGGCGCAACACCCAGCGAAGGCACCGUUCAAUAUUCCGAUGGCACUCGGCCCGACUCGGGUGAGAUUGUUGAACCCAUCGGCGUGCUGGGCGCCGUCCCAGUAGCUGCAAACAACCGCGGCGGCGACAUCCACCGCGGUCCCUCCAAUGCUUCCUCCGCUUACUCCACAGCCAACCGAUCUGACGCAUCGGAGGAAAGUCACAUGUCCGCUGCCCACCCUUCGGGUGGAUACUACGGUGAGAACCCGUACUACGGCGACAUCAACACGCACGGCGCAUACGGCGGCGAAGACUACCAGCCUGUGAUUCGCGAUGUCCAGGCGCGUCGCAAUACCCGCAUCGAGAACCCCGGUGUUUAUCCACGACAGGGGAAUGCAGGUAUCGCGCAGAACUUCUGA